Messenger RNA from Chelmon rostratus (copperband butterflyfish), 476 nucleotides. RefSeq names its product hairy and enhancer of split-related 15, tandem duplicate 1 (gene her15.1). The record is from RefSeq and is a predicted model, not a curated record. Gene Ontology annotation, biological process: regulation of neurogenesis; anterior/posterior pattern specification; regulation of transcription by RNA polymerase II. Gene Ontology annotation, molecular function: RNA polymerase II cis-regulatory region sequence-specific DNA binding; DNA-binding transcription factor activity, RNA polymerase II-specific; protein dimerization activity. The transcript has 2 exons. Gene Ontology annotation, cellular component: nucleus. Bases 24 to 476 code for a protein of 150 amino acids. NCBI's taxonomy places the organism in Eukaryota, Metazoa, Chordata, Actinopteri, Chaetodontiformes, Chaetodontidae.
CAGAAACUCUGCGCUCCACCAGAAUGGCUCCAACCAACACCGGAGACUGUCCCGUCUCAAUGCUGUCCAGCAAAGACAGACACAAACUGAGGAAACCGGCCGUGGAGAAGAUGCGCAGAGACCGCAUCAACAGCUGCAUCGAGCAGCUCAAGAUCCUGCUGGAGAAGGAGUUCCACAAACAGGAUCCCAACGGCAAGCUGGAGAAGGCCGACGUGCUGGAGAUGACGGUGGUGUUCCUGAAGCAGCGGCUGCGGCCCCCGAGCCCGGCCGCCCACGCGGCUCACGGCGACGGCUACUCCCACUGCUGGAAGGAGACGCUGCGCUUCCUGUCCGCCGCCUCUCUGAAGGAAGCCACGCUGCCCGACCUCCGGCACCUCUGCGCCGGCCCCGCGCCGGCCCCCUCCUCCCACGUCCACAUCCAGGCCGCAGUGAAGCAGCCGCCCGGCGCUCACAGAGCCGUGUGGAGGCCGUGGUAG